Molecule: messenger RNA, 2539 nt
Organism: Erpetoichthys calabaricus (reedfish)
Lineage: Eukaryota; Metazoa; Chordata; Cladistia; Polypteriformes; Polypteridae
Product: myb/SANT-like DNA-binding domain-containing protein 3
Exons: 3
Coding region: 143-1615 (490 amino acids)
Source: RefSeq, a predicted model, not a curated record
UAUCCUGAGAUCACUGGACAACAAUUUCAGCUAAAUGGACUGGAAGGAGGUGGUCCCAUUGAUAACAAUCUCUCAGAUUUAAAACAUUCUUCCCAAGAAGAAGCUCCAGUCAGUCUAACAUCUUCCUCUACUACAGUAACAAAUGCAGAUACAAGCACAGGUAUUUUUUGUUUAUGCAGGACAGUGGGGUGGUAUGAUUGUUCCAAAUCAGCAGCCUCCAUACUGGAAUUCUGAAAAAGAGUCAGGACAGGGAUCCAGUGCUGUCCGGUCUUCUUUCAAAGCAUCUCGCCACUUCUCGGAGCUCGAAAAGGGAGUUCUGUUGAGUCUGAUUGACCUGCACAGAGCCGUGCUUGAGAGUCGUAAGGGAGAUGCUGGCACUGUGCUCCGUAAACAGCGUACCUGGCAGCUGCUUGCACAGGAGUUUAAUGCACACCCUUGUGUCUUUCAAAGGGAUGCCAAGCAACUUCGCAAAUGUUGGGAAAACAUCAAAGCUCGGGCAAAAAAGACUGCAGCCCAAGGUCGAAGAGCAAAGCUGCCCAUUGGGGAGCGAAGACCCCUGGGUAGUACAGCAAAAACUGACCCACUGAUAAGACUGGAAACUCAAAAUAGCCAGAAUGCUAAAGACAAGACUGGGUCUUCAGCUGGAGCAAACGAACAAGGUCUCAGUCUUGAAAAUCCAGAAUGGAAGAAUCUCCAUCAGCAAGGUCGGAAAAUAGUCUCUGUGGAGAGACAAUCAGGACUAGUGUCGGGAAGUAUUAGCUCUGUACGAGUGCCAUCUCUGGACAAAGUCAGAAAAGCAAGCAGUUCAACUAUAAACAAAGCAGUUCCCAGUCUGACCAGCACUACCCCAGUUACACCUUCUGCCUCCACAUCCACCGUUCAGAAGCUACCAGGAAGUAAUAGACUAGCUCAAGUGAAAGUGGUUGAUCUUUGUGAAGAUGACUGGGGAUCCUCUGUAGAUGAUGUGAUUUCCUGCAGCAGUUCAACCAAAAGCACCAGUUCACAAUCUGGGGCCACUCCACCUAUCCCUGCCAACUGUUUGCUGUUACCUUCUGGGCCAGAAAAAGCAGAUCUGUCAAGGGAUGGUCAGGAAAGAGCAGGUGAAAAUCCUAGGGCUGUUCAUGGAGUCAGUCAGCCUGUGUCCUUUAACACCUCCUCUAUCAGUCCAUUCUCUGCCUCUGGGAUUGGUGAAACCGACGGUAGACUUGGACUAGCCAAGGACAAAAGAAAACGAAAAGCCAACUUCCGAAUGCUGCCUGACAAUACAAAUGGCGUAUUUAUGGGGCCACCACGAAAGGAAGAACAGCUGCAGUUAGCUAUGGUGCGGCUCCAAAUAAGGCAAAUGACUGAAUUACAUACACUUAAGAGGCAGCAAUUAAAAAGAGCCAUGGAAAUGGCUGAGGAGGAACACAAAGCCAAGAUUAAGAUGCUUAGGCAGAAGGAGUUGUUCUGGGAGAAGAAGAUUCAGACUCUUGUGACUGCUGCACCAUCCUUCAGUUCUUCCUCCUCUUCGUCAUCUGCCUCCUCUUUCUGCUCACAGACACCUCAUCUCGCACCUGCUUGGAAAGAUAACAUGAACCGGUUCAACAAGGAGCCUAUGGACAAGAGGAUUUAAUAGGAUAUGAUCUCAGCUGGAGGCUGUGAUCCAGUUUAAUAACUUGUAAAGCAUUUAUGACAUCAAGGCAGCUCCUAAUUUGGUCAUUCACUGAAUACAAAUUGUAAGUGACUGGGUGAAAUACAAAUUAGGAAAAUUAUAUUGUUACGUAUCUACCAGUGUUGACGUGGGUGAGUUUUAAAAUAUGACUGACUGUCAUUCACCAGCUUAAUGCUCUUCAAUGUGUUACUGAUUUCAGCACCAGUACUGUGAGCUUCCUGUUUGUUCUGACUAACUCAGGCUAAAACCGAGAUUCACAUAAGAAAAUAUCCACAAACCUUGCACCAGAGUCCAGUUGCAUUCUACAGUCGGAAGAAUGUUGAUGAAGGACAGGGUUGUUUUGGUUUUUUUUUUGUUUGUUUUAAUCUCAUCAUGAUUGGAAAAUUUGUUUUCUACUGUGAAUUGCAUACUAAAGUCUGUUUUCCCUCAACAUCCAGGGGUUUAUGGAUAAGUGCGAACCUUCCCUAUGUUAUUUGAUACUCUCCUAGUUACAGUACAACUCAAGAGGUCCGCUUACUCAGCUGAGCAUGGGAAAUUCCCUUUAACUCCACUGGAUGAGCUGCCACUUCGGGCUUGGAGGCCUUGGAUUUGCAGCUAGCUUCUCCAUGUAAGGAUGUGAAAUGAAGAAGAGCGAGACCCUGAGUGUUUCCUCACUGGGGACAAGGAGAUAAGGUAAUCUUAGAAAAACUGGUCUGAAAAAGUCCUUAUGCUAUAUAGAACAAGAGGUGCAUUUGCUCCAUGGAAGGAGUCAUUUAAAUUUUUUGUAUAUAAAUCUAUAAAGAGCAUCAAGCAUGAGGAACUCUGUUUAUAAAAACAAAGUCAACCUUUAAAUGUCCUAUUAUCUUUAUCAUGUUAAAAUAAAAAUUGUGUAAUUCAGUGUUUUAA